Molecule: messenger RNA, 986 nt
Organism: Erigeron canadensis
Lineage: Eukaryota; Viridiplantae; Streptophyta; Magnoliopsida; Asterales; Asteraceae
Exons: 2
Coding region: 168-908 (246 amino acids)
Source: RefSeq, a predicted model, not a curated record
UUUGUAUCGAAACCUUUUUCAACAUUUAAAAAGUAAAAAAGAAAAAGAACAUAUUUGUACUAGUCCGGUAUCUGCUUCUGGCGGUCUAAUCAAUGUUAAUCUAAUUACUGUCUAAUCAUUAGCUUAUCAGCCAGUGAAUAAAGCAGAUACCGGAAUUUGAAGCAUACAUGUGGGGUUUUGCAUCAAAACCGAUUGCUGGUACUUCUGGUCUAAACAAUGACUCUGAAACAACUAAUCAAGUUUCUUCAGAAAGCUCUGAUGAUGAUAUGACCUUAAAUGACUGCAGAAGAGAAGAAGGUUUGGAGUGCCCAAUUUGCUUUGAAUCUUUCAAUAUUGUUGAAAAUGUGCCCUAUGUAUUAUGGUGUGGUCACACACUCUGUAAAAACUGUGUUCUUGGCCUACCUUGGGCUGUUUACAAACUUCCAAAUCUUCCAAUCCAACUUCCUUUUUUCAUUUCCUGCCCAUGGUGCAAUCUGUUAUCGUGUCGUCUAGUUUAUAAAGGAGAACUUAAGUUUCCCCACAAGAAUUAUUUUCUUCUUUGGAUGGUUGAAAAUUUAAACGGUGAUAGAUUCAAAUCGUGUUCCUCUUCUUGUGACCAUCUAGCCAUUGAUGAAGUUAGCCAAUGUGUGGGUCAAAGUCAAAGUACUAAUGGUUCUUGUGCUCCACAUUUCAAUGCAGAAAGACUACAAUCAUCUCUAUGUAAGUCGUUAUUUUUUUUAGUGAAUUUGAUGACUAAGUUCCCCUUGGUCUUUCUGUUUCUUUUUAUUGUUGUAUAUGCUAUACCAGCUAGUAUCGCAAUCUUGGUUGUGUACAUCCUCAUCACAAUUCUGUUUGCUAUCCCGUCUUUUCUUAUUCUAUAUUUUUCAUACCCUGGUCUUGAUUGGAUUGUAAAUCAAAUUGUCACAUAGUGUUGCAAUUGCAUUACAGUUGCAUACAAGGAUGAUGUUGUAAACUUUAGUGAAUCUUUUGUAAAUAUAGAAUAUAAU